Messenger RNA from Fraxinus pennsylvanica, 993 nucleotides. The record is from the annotation of a GenBank genome assembly. Lineage: Eukaryota; Viridiplantae; Streptophyta; Magnoliopsida; Lamiales; Oleaceae.
AUGGUUGAAGUUGAAGAAAGAGAUGGACACACCUCUCCUCUGCUCACAGAUUCUGUCUCUUCAUCAGCAAAUUCUCAUAAUAACUCCAUAAAAAGAACAGGAACUGUGUGGACAGCAAUUGCCCAUAUAAUAACUGGAGUUAUCGGAUAUCCUGAUCCUGAAGUUGGGCACAUCAGAAAUAGGUCUUAUGCUGAAGCUGUGAGGUCCUAUUUAGGAAAGAAGAGCAUGUGGGUGGCAGGAUCGUUUCUUCAAGAAAGCUAUUUCGGUUAUGGGAUUGCUUAUACAAUAACAUCAGCCAUCAGUAUGAGGGCAAUUCUGAAAUCAAAUUGUUACCACAAGGAAGGACACAACGCUCCAUUUGCAGCAAUCAUGUCCUUUGCUUAUACCUUCAUUGGACUCGCACUCGGUUUUGCAAAAGUAGUAGAAAAUGGAGAAAUCAAGGGAGAUAUUACUGGAGUAUCUACAGCAACAACGGUUCAGAAAGUAUGGCUCUCCUCACAAGCAAUUGGAGAUAUUGCUUUUGCUUUCACCUACAACGUAAUUCUUCUGGACAUACAGGAUACUCUAAAGGCACCGCCACCAGAGAACAAGACAAUGAAGAAGGCAUCAGCUACAGCUAUACUUAUUACCACAAUCUUCUUUCUCUGCUGUGGAUGUUUCGGAUAUGCUGCUUUUGGCAGCCAGGCACCUGGAAAUCUAUUGACGGGCUUUGGAUUUUAUGAGCCCUACUGGCUUGUGGACUUUGCCAAUGCUUGCAUAGUUCUUCAUCUUGUGGGAGGAUAUCAGAUCUACAGUCAGCCAUUAUUUGCAGUAGCUGAGAGAUGGAUUUCAAAUAAGCAUCCAGAUAUCGAGAUGUACCUUGCACAGAACAACGUUCGAGCUUGGACAGGAACGUGGACACUUCUUCAAGCUUUCAAAAUAUUUUGCUUGCUAUGCACUAUUUUGGCUUUAGUCGGCUCACUCGAGGGACUCAUCAGCAACAAACUAAGCUAG